UUCCGGCUCGAGGCGGAAGAGGGCGGAGUCGCUUUUCGCGGCGCUUCGGGCAAGAUGGCGGCGGGGCCCAUCUCGGAGAGGAACCAGGAUGCCACCGUGUACGUGGGAGGUCUGGACGAGAAGGUCAGCGAGCCCCUCCUGUGGGAGCUCUUCCUCCAGGCGGGCCCAGUCGUGAACACCCACAUGCCCAAAGACAGAGUGACCGGCCAGCAUCAAGGCUAUGGAUUCGUGGAAUUCCUCAGCGAGGAGGACGCCGACUACGCCAUCAAAAUCAUGAACAUGAUCAAGCUGUACGGGAAGCCCAUCCGGGUCAACAAGGCCUCGGCCCACAACAAGAACCUGGACGUGGGCGCCAACAUCUUCAUCGGCAACUUGGACCCGGAGAUCGACGAGAAGCUGCUCUACGACACGUUCAGCGCCUUCGGGGUCAUCCUGCAGACCCCCAAGAUCAUGCGGGACCCGGACACAGGCAACUCCAAGGGCUACGCCUUCAUCAACUUCGCCAGCUUCGACGCUUCCGACGCGGCCAUCGAGGCCAUGAAUGGACAGUACCUCUGCAACCGCCCCAUCACGGUCUCCUACGCCUUCAAGAAGGAUUCCAAGGGCGAAAGGCACGGCUCGGCGGCCGAGCGCCUCCUGGCUGCCCAGAACCCGCUCUCGCAGGCGGACCGGCCUCACCAGCUCUUCGCAGAUGCCCCUCCCCCACCUUCCGUGCCCACCCCUGUCGUUACGACCUUGGGACCGGGGGUCACCCCACCAGGCAUCCCACCGCCAGGAUCGUUCCCCCCACCAGUGCCGCCUCCGGGAGCCAUGCCGCCUGGAAUGCCUCCGGCCAUGCCCCCUCCACCCAUGCCACCAGGCGCUGGAGCCCCGGGACCCCCUUCUGGAGCUGCUCCUGCUGGGGCACAUCCUCCUCACCCACACCCGUUCCCUCCCGGAGGGAUGCAUCCAGGAAUGCCGCAGAUGCAAGUACAUCAUGGGAUGCCGGGGAUGGGCCCACACCACCCGGGGCCGCCGGGGGCAGGAGGUCAGCCCCCUCCCCGCCCCCCUCCGGGCAUGCCCCACCCUGGCCCACCCCCUAUGGGCAUGCCGCCCCGGGGGCCUCACUUUGGAUCUCCCAUGGGUCACCCUGGGCCCAUGCCGCCGCACGGGAUGCGUGGACCCCCUCCCUUGAUGCCGCCCCAUGGGUACAACGGACCCCCUCGCCCUCCUCCUUAUGGCUACCAGCGGAUCCCUCUGCCCCCUCGUCCUGCCCAAAGACCCCUGGUGCCUCCGCGAGGGCCCAUGCGCGGGCCGCUACCCCCAUAAACCAAAGGACAGCAGGGGCCAGCACCAAGAAGUCCCCGGUGACAGCAUAUUCCCUCCAGUCUCUGCUCUUUUUUAUUUCUCUUGGACCAACAUUCCUUCAAGCUGGAGCUUGGCUUCCGCCUGCACCACCCCAUGUGCGGACCGUUCCGCCUUCGGCAGUGUUCUUUUAUCCUGUUUUUUGUUAGCUCCCUUGUCUCUGAGAAGACGAUCCGGUUUUAAGUUCUUUUUAUCGUUAGUACUCUUUGUGAAACCCAGAGUAGAAAUGCAGUUUGCAAAUAAAAGUUUAGGAAGGUACUCCUUGGAUGAUUUUAUUUUAUUUUAACAAAUAGGUUGGUUUUGAGAGUCGAA
Molecule: messenger RNA, 1656 nt
Organism: Heteronotia binoei (common prickly gecko)
Lineage: Eukaryota; Metazoa; Chordata; Lepidosauria; Squamata; Gekkonidae
Gene: SF3B4
Product: splicing factor 3b subunit 4
Exons: 6
Coding region: 55-1308 (417 amino acids)
Biological process (GO): positive regulation of mRNA splicing, via spliceosome
Cellular component (GO): nucleolus; U12-type spliceosomal complex
Molecular function (GO): RNA binding
Source: RefSeq, a predicted model, not a curated record